CAGUAAGGAAGCAUUAUGCGACACCAUCAACCAACCAACUAACUUACAAAUACGGGUUGUUGCUUGAUGAUAUCAGCACGUCAUGAUCUGACCAAUUAUAGAAUUGCCGAUUAAAUUGAAAGUAAUUUCCAUGAGGCUCUUCUACGUUGGGUCGGUCGUACUAAGAAAAAGUGACCCCGUCUCAAAUAUUGGGGAGCUAGGAACCGUCCUACCCCAAUAUACGCUUCUCUGUUUCCGAAUUGCACCUAAUACCCAAGUGAUCUAAUACUAGACUUUCAAGUUCAAUACUAAAAUAUCAAUGCCUUGAAAGACGUAACCUUACAUGAAGAAAUAUGGACUGGCCCAAUGUCGAAGAAUGUUUUGAUGAUAAUGAUUUUGGAAAUUUCAAGUACAACCAAAGCCGGUUCAAGAUCAUCAGGAAACUUCAAUCCGAUAAGGAACUGAUAUGCUGGGAUAUUCAAUCCGCUGAGGACCUGAGGGAAUGGAUCGAGAAGAAUCAGUUCUUGAUUGAUCGUGUUUGCGAGCAUGGAAUAUUUGCCAUCAUCUUCAAUCGGAGCAGCAGUUUAGACUAUUCGUCUCCAUCAUAUCUUCCGGUUUCUAAGCAUGGAUUCAGCCAGCUCAUCGAGAUAUUCCGAAUACACCGUUCAAUAGUUCGAACUAUCCGUCGGGAAAUUACGUACUUUUCCCGUUUAUAUAUUCGUAAAGGGAUACCUGGAAGUAACAGCAUCGUAUAUACUGCGAGAACGAGUUCAGCAUGGCCAGAUGAUAUUGCCCUAUCUUCGACAUACUUGAGUCACAGGAAACUUAGCUUAUCAGUCUUCUACGGAUGUAAUGAUAAGCAAUCGUCUAACAUUGAGAGACGUCUGGCAGAGGCUGGAGACGCCGUAUACCAUCCAAUGCUGACUCCUGGUAUACUGAUCGAACUCGACCGUAAACGUCUUGUAGAAGAAGUGGAGUCAGUUCUGGAUCCGUUCGUAUUGAGCACAGAAGCACUCUGCUGUACAUCUAGGGACCUUGAAAGUAUCUUAAACAGAGACGGGGAAAACACGGAUGAGCUAUUAAAUCUAUACACAAACACUAGCGAAUUGGCAAAGGGGAUUCGAAAGGUAAAACGGCAGAUCUCAGACAUGUGCAAGCACACUCAUGAACUUGAGGCCAUAUUUGUGACUCCAAGAAGAAAGUGGAAAUCCCGUAGAAAAUCAGGCCCUGGAAAUAAAGACAGAGUCCAAUAUGAUGCAUCUUCGAUGUCUUCAAACAUUGAGACCCGGGUUCGCGAGCGCUUAUCGGAGAUCAAGUCUGAGUAUGAUGAGAAGCUUGACGAAUGUCAGAUGGUUCUCAAUGGGUUGAACUUUACGACGCAGAUGGCAUCGGGUCAUGUCGCAAGACAUCAAACCUUUACUAACACGCGCAUAUCUAUCGAAACAAAGCGAGAUAACGCACAGAUGCGUUCAAUUGCUCUAAUGACUAUGAUAUAUCUCCCAUUGACGUCGGUUGCUUCUAUUUUCUCAAUGGGCGUCUUCAACUGGGAGGCUACCGAGGGACAAUCCGUGCUGACGUUUUACUUCUGGGUAUACAUAGCUAUUGGAGGUGGCCUUACUAUCCUAACUCUUGGGCUAUGGUGGGGGCGAACUCGGGGUGGUUCACAUACGAAGGAACAUCGUGAAGCAACCGAGGUGGCGAAAAUAGCUUGAACAUGCCUUAUUUAAGUUGUGAAGGAUGUCGUUCAGAUCAUGUCUCCUUGACCUAGGCAGUCUAACAUUGGGUAACCCCUAUUGAAAUCCAGUACUAAGGAUCGUAGGCUUGAAAAGGGGGCGGGGCUUGGAUCCAUUCUACGUUAAACCGUGCGUGGCACGAGUAUCUACCUCCUAUGUAUGUACGAUAAUAAUCCGUUUAAUCCAAUUCAAAGUGGCCCGUGCGCAUCGUAAA
This is a messenger RNA of Daldinia decipiens, 1926 nucleotides long. RefSeq lists its product as uncharacterized. Bases 333 to 1691 code for a protein of 452 amino acids. The transcript has 7 exons. Lineage: Eukaryota; Fungi; Ascomycota; Sordariomycetes; Xylariales; Hypoxylaceae. The record is from RefSeq and is a predicted model, not a curated record.